AUGUCCGAUUCGCGUCGUAUCCGCGAGAACACUGCAAUGGCCAAAGAUGCGAAGAAGCAUCUGCGAAGUACCUCGCCAAAGGGUGUGAUCCAAGGCGCUGACUUUUCGCAGGAAGGGCAGCUCCGCAGCGGCCAUUUCGCCGAGUAUGAAGCUUCGGAGUUUACGAGCGCGCGCAACAAUGUAAAGCUGGUUGACUCGGUUACAUCGGGCGAUUAUUGCAAUGCAUCUGUCACCAGCCAGUGGCGGUUUCUACGCGUACGUGCCGCGUGCUCCCGCGUAGCUCUCACCGUCAACAGCCACAUAUUUGUGCACCCCUACUCACCCCCCUCCGACCAAGAAAUCAUUAAACGCUUCCUAUCGGUAGAAGUAGCUAUCCAACGAGAUGCGGCAGCUUCACAGAAAGUGCCCAGCCUUUUCACAUCCGUUUUGAUCAUGAAACUUACAUCAUUUGCCGCCGACAGCUCAGUCUCUUCGCGCCUGCUUAGUCCCUUAACGAAUCAGGCCUCCCAACUCACAAAAUGA
Messenger RNA from Laetiporus sulphureus 93-53, 522 nucleotides. RefSeq lists its product as uncharacterized. The record is from RefSeq and is a predicted model, not a curated record. Bases 1 to 522 code for a protein of 173 amino acids. The transcript is spliced from 4 exons. NCBI's taxonomy places the organism in Eukaryota, Fungi, Basidiomycota, Agaricomycetes, Polyporales, Laetiporaceae.